AUGUAUAUAAAAGCCCGCGACGCGUCUGAGAGUCACAAGCCAACGCAUCCAGCCACAGGAACAAUGGCAUUCAAGUUCGUCGUCUUCGCCGCCCUCGUGGCCGUCGCUAAGGCCGGCGUCAUCGGCGCCCCCGCCGUCUACGCCCCCGGCGCGCCCCUGGCCGCCCGCGCCUACGCCGCCCCUGCUCUGGGCUACGCGGCGCCCCUCGCCCGCGCCUACGCCCCCGCUCCUCUGGCCUACGCCGCCGCCCCCGCCGUCGCUAAGGUCGCCGCCCCCGUCGCCGUCGACACCGACUACGACCCCAACCCCCAGUACAGCUACGCCUACGACAUCCAGGAUGCUCUGACCGGCGACAGCAAGGGCCAGCAGGAGUCUCGCAACGGUGAUGUCGUCCAGGGCUCUUACUCCCUGGUUGAGCCCGACGGCACCCGCCGCACCGUCGAGUACACCGCCGACCCCGUCAACGGCUUCAACGCUGUCGUGCACCGUGAGCCCGCCGUCGUCGCCAAGGCUGUCGCUGCUGCCCCCGUGGCCGUCGCCCACGCUCCCGUCGCCGCCUACGCCGCCCCCGUGGCUAAGGUCGCCGCCCCCGUCGCCGCCUACGCUGCCCCCCUGGCGGCUAAGGCUUACUACGGCUAA
Gryllus bimaculatus (two-spotted cricket) is the source of this 639-nucleotide messenger RNA. The record is from the annotation of a GenBank genome assembly. NCBI's taxonomy places the organism in Eukaryota, Metazoa, Arthropoda, Insecta, Orthoptera, Gryllidae.